Messenger RNA from Arthroderma uncinatum, 4635 nucleotides. RefSeq names its product phe-inhibited DAHP synthase AroG. Gene Ontology annotation, cellular component: cytoplasm. The coding region runs from base 1 to 4635 and encodes 1544 amino acids. The transcript is spliced from 7 exons. Gene Ontology annotation, biological process: aromatic amino acid biosynthetic process. Lineage: Eukaryota; Fungi; Ascomycota; Eurotiomycetes; Onygenales; Arthrodermataceae. Gene Ontology annotation, molecular function: 3-deoxy-7-phosphoheptulonate synthase activity. The record is from RefSeq and is a predicted model, not a curated record.
AUGGGCGAUAUUUCUUUGGAAAUGGAAGGGCCAGAUAAAGUAGAAAUAGUGUUAAAGGCAACCAGAUAUCUCAAAGACACGGGCUUGACUCCCAAAGAUAUGGAUACGACAAAUCCAUUUAAAGGACCAAAAAAUGGAGCUUUCGCGAUCAUUCCCUUCGAGGACUGUGGGGUCAGUGAACUGCACGGGGCAUUAGUCCUCCCAGAACCGGGCAAUUCUAGCAACGACGAUGACACAGCGUUGUGGAGGAGUAGUCAUAGACCGCCAUCGUCCGCAAUAAUAGAACUUCCACCUAGUGAGGAGGUUCAAUACGAGUCACAGCUAUUCAUAAGUUCCAGUAAUCCAGCAAUCUCGCAACAGCAUUUGCUAGGUGGAACGGAGCAAGUACUUGAGCAACAUAUGUUGAAUCAAGAGCCACAUCCAAAGGACAAGCCUGCAGCUGACGAUGUAGACACUAUAAACCAUCAGCAUUCAUCCUCAGCGGAGCCCGACUCACCAGCAAUCCCCUUGAUCCAAGCAUCUCCGCGUGUAGAAUCCCCUGUGAAGGAAGAUGAAGCCGCAAUUUCACCAAGUCCAAAGACCGAGGUGGGAUGGAUGGACCGUGCGGCGGGGGAGUUGGGAGACUUGCCUAAUUUGGCAAAACAGGCACUUUUACUUCAACCUCAGCUCUCAAACUCGAACUCGCCAACAACACCCAAAACGACGGGUAUCAAAGAACCAGAAUGUCCCAAAGCAAUGUCAGUUGCUGAUGAGACUGUGGCGCUUGUCCCUGACUCGCAAUCUGCAGGAGAUCCAACAUCUAUCAUGAUAGGCUCUAGUUCUUACAAGUCACCUCAGGAAGCUAGUAAAACUGCUGGGACUAGCAGCGGGAUACCAGAACCCAGCUCCCUCAAUAACUCCCGGUUAAAACGUCCUAUGCAUAAACUAUGUGGUUCUUCCACGAAGAAAGCAGACUUUGACUGGGAUGAAGACCUUCGUGUGAACGCUGAAAAGACCCAGACACAGGCCCAGGCCCUAGCGAUUUCAAAGAUUCCCAGACAGACCCCAAAAGCCAGUGAGCUAGCCAGCGUACCUAAGGGAAAAAAGAAGCCCAAUUCGACGGCAAAGAAAAACACCAAAACACUGAAAUUGGCACCACAGUCUGGCGACAAUUCAGCGAAGCAAAAGAAACAGAUAGCCCGCCAGGUUACGAAAACCUUGACUUCAGGCCGCCAACCUCGAGGUGCUGCCGAGGCAGCUAAUAAAAAAAUGGCCCUAGCGGUAGAGCGGGAGAAUGCGACGUAUGACCUUGAUGACCCCAUCGAGUCAAGUUACCCAGGUUCGACAAGCCUAGAAGAUCUUGCCACCCAUAUUCAGUUUAACGAGGAGGAUGCAAAGGCUGCUGCUGGCGAGGUGCUACCGAAGAAAUGUGCAAACACCGAAGAUAUGGUAUCUAGUAAAGAUCUAGGUGAAGUCUCAAGUGAAUUGGCUAUUGAUCGUGAACAGGUGACAGCGGUUGAAAAAUGCGGUCUAAAUGUCUCUUUGCAGCCUGAGACAACACAGAACGCAUCAACACGCCAGCUAGAAGCUGCUAAGCCCGUCAGCGAUGAAGAUACUGUGAUAAAUUUGUGCAGCGAUAGCUUCAUAGGAGAAGAUAGCCACGAAAAGAAGCAGAACGUGGUCAGCCAUAUACCGAUAGCAGCGGCAUCAAGGCAAACAAUGAGCUGCCCCUCAAAAAUAACAGCCUCAAACAAGCCACAGACGAUAGCGAAGAAGCUUGCAACCGCUUUGGAGAGCAUGGGGAUUGCAUCUGCCAGACAGGAUGCCAGACAAGAAACAAACAUCACAGAGAUUAUGGGUAAUCAAAAGAGAGUCUCGAACCCCAUAGGCGAGAAAAAACGGAUGGCUGAAAAUGCCUCUCAGGUCUCUAAAAAUGUCUCCCAGUUUAUGUCUCGAAAGCUAGCGUCGGCUGAAAAGCCAGUGCCUGUGCCAUACGACCUCAAUGCAGAGCCUACCCUUGGUACAGGCCAGGCAAGCAAUCGAAACGGGCCCAAUCGAAGGCCAUCAAAGGACGACUCUGAUAACUGCGCGAUACUGGUUGGGGAAAGGCCAACUGAGGCUGCAGUUGAAGAAAUACCUCGUAGCGUCACGGAUGGAGGCGAACAGCAGAAGCCAACGAGGUCAGUCAAAUUUGACAUAGCUGAGGACUACAUCCACACUUCAACGAGCCACUCGCCUGACAACAGCUCAGCCGAUGACAGCACUUCCCCGGCCCAGGAUACUAACACUGAAGCUGAUAAGGGAGCGGCAUAUCCAGCUAUGGAAGAUGCAGACAGUUCUUCGCUGUCAGGAGAGUAUAAUCAUGCGGAAUCUUUUGACUCAGAAAGUAGCGAGGAUGAGAAUGAAGAACCGUCAUCUAGUUUUGUUCGUGAAUCGGCAAAAGAUAGUCCAGUACGGUCAAUGCCGAUUGGUUGGCUAUCCCAAACAGUUGACGAAAAUGGGAGCCCAAAACCACGACUGCAGGUCAAUCGUAAUAUUCACGACAAACGCUAUCUUGAAGCUCCAGGAGAGCCAAAGACACAAAGAGAGCAUAUAUAUAUGAACCCACGCCCCUCGGUUUUGUUCUCGCAGCAGCUUAAAGGGCGGGAGGCUGGCACACGCAGUUUUCUGGCCAGCAAUCGUUCGACGAAGGACCUCAAUGGCAGUGAAGUAACCAAGGAUGACGAUAAUAUCCUAAGCAACCUGAACGCGAGACAAGAGCGCAGCUGGCAGCAUAAUAGGCCUAUCAAGACAACUGACAUCGUUCGCCCCCAAGGAACAUUCCAUGAAACGGAAUCAUCUAACCCAGCGACGUUGACUCAAAAUAAAUCUUUCAAGUUAAUGCCACGGCUAAAAGCUCAUCAAACCAACCCAAUUCCACGUCGUGCGGUCAAGAAACGCCCCAUGAUAGAUGUUAAGAGUUCACGACAGUUCGAAAGCAUAGACCAUGGUGGAGACGGUGCGGACACCGAAGUGGAUACAGACAAUGAGGUUUCACUACGGGAAUGCCCGGAGCCCGUGAGAUACAACCAGCCAGAAUGGGAAAGUCGCUUCCCGGAGAGCUAUAGAGGGAGCAGGGACAUGCUGUUUGAUACAGGCAACCGCCUUACUCGGGAGCUCUGGGCAAGCGAGGAUAGGAUGUUCCGUUCCGUAGACGUUUACCGAGCAGGGUGUGACAGGAUGAUCGAUCAACUUGAAGGAAUCCAUUCCGAAAAAUUCGACCAGUGUGAACAUACCCUCAGACCAAUCAAGAAAAGGUUCCUUGGGAUGUUCGAGAAUUUCUCCAAGAGGCUGGACAAUGACCUUGAGUCUAUCAAGGCGGCAUCUGCGAAUUUCCCUAGCAUAUCUAAGGACCAAAGGAGAAUCACCAGUAAGAUCGACACAGCAAUUGAGGAAUAUGGCGCGAAAUUGUCCGAGAUAGAACAUUCCUGCCUUCUCACCUUCUCGUCCACUUCAUCCCCUGAAUAUCUCAUCGAGAUACCUGCGAUGUCGUCCCAGUGGUACAUAGAAAACCCAAACGUUGGGAAGAAGAACCAAGUCGAGGACUGGAGAGUUCUUGGAUAUAAUCCUCUCACACCUCCAAACCUCCUACAACAUGAAAUCUCCCAAACCAACGAAUCGAAGAACACCGUUGUUACUUCUAGAGAAGAAGCAGCAGCCAUUGUUAGGGGCGAAGAUGCGAAGGGUCGUCUCCUCGUCAUCAUCGGGCCAUGCUCUAUCCAUGACCCCCAAGCUGCACUCGAUUACUGCGAUCGCCUUGUUAGAAUGAGAGAGAAAUAUAAUGACCAGCUCAUGAUUGUUAUGCGCUCCUAUCUUGAGAAACCACGAACUACCGUCGGUUGGAAAGGGUUGAUCAAUGACCCAGAUAUUGAUAACUCUUUCCAGAUCAACAAGGGCCUCAGGACUGCACGUCGUUUGUUCGUCGAUUUGACCGAGAAAGGCAUGCCGCUUGCUAGUGAGAUGCUAGACACUAUCUCGCCUCAGUUCCUGGCAGACUUGCUAUCAGUGGGUGCCAUUGGUGCUAGAACUACUGAAUCGCAACUCCACCGCGAAUUGGCCAGUGGUCUCUCGUUCCCUGUUGGAUUCAAGAAUGGCACUGAUGGCUCUCUUGACGUUGCUGUUGAUGCAAUUGGCGCCGUUAAGCACCCCCAUCACUUUCUUUCUGUGACAAAACCGGGCGUAGUCUCGAUCGUCGGAACCGUGGGCAACGAGGACUGCUUUGUUAUUCUCCGUGGAGGCAAGAAGGGAACCAACUUCGACGCAAAGAGCAUAGCAGAAGCUAAAGAAAAGCUGUCGGCGAAGGGCUUAUCUCAACGUUUAAUGGUUGACUGCAGCCACGGAAAUUCGGAGAAGAACCACAAGAACCAACCCAAGGUUGCUGCUGUUCUUGCCGAACAGAUAGCUGCUGGUGAAGAAGGAAUUAUGGGCGUUAUGAUUGAGAGUAAUAUCAAUGAAGGAAACCAGAAGGUGCCCCCUGAAGGGAAGGCCGGUCUCAAAUACGGAGUCAGCAUUACCGAUGCAUGCAUUAACUGGGAGGACUCUGAAUCAGUUCUCGAAAUGCUUGCAAAUGCCGUUAAACAGAGACAGGCGCGACUUCAAGCCAACGGCGCUGAAUAA